Messenger RNA from Cygnus olor (mute swan), 1201 nucleotides. RefSeq names its product O-acyl-ADP-ribose deacylase 1 (gene OARD1). Bases 45 to 725 code for a protein of 226 amino acids. The record is from RefSeq and is a predicted model, not a curated record. Gene Ontology annotation, biological process: peptidyl-glutamate ADP-deribosylation. The transcript is spliced from 6 exons. NCBI's taxonomy places the organism in Eukaryota, Metazoa, Chordata, Aves, Anseriformes, Anatidae.
GAGGCCGAGCGCGGCCUAGCGGCGAAGCGGGGCCGGGCCGGGCGAUGUGGGCAGCGCUGGGCAGGCUCGGGGCGGCGCCAGCCCCGCUCCUCCGGCUCCUUCCUCACGCCCUGCCCGUUGGGGUUUCCCCCUGCUGGGUCUCCUUCCGGCCUGGAGCAGGAUCCGAGGCCCGUGGGUGCUGGUUCUGCGUUAGCCCCGGGCUGGGGCCUGCUGGCGCCUCACGGGCCGAGCUGUGGGCCACAGGAGUCUUCACCAUAGCCCACGUUACCAUGGCCACCCAGGUCUUCAAGGAGCAAGGGGAGCGAAUCAAGUGUGUUAAGGGAGACCUUUUCUCGUGCCCCCAGACGGACGCCUUGGCUCAUUGCAUCAGUGAGGACUGUCGCAUGGGCGCAGGCAUAGCUGUUCUUUUUAAGAAAAAGUUUGGGGGUGUCCAGGAGCUGUUGGAUCAACAAAAGAAAACUGGAGAGGUGGCAGUUCUCCAAAGAGAUGACCGGUAUAUUUACUACCUGAUUACAAAGAAGAAAGUUUCUCAUAAGCCCACUUAUGAGGAUAUGCGGAAGAGUUUAGAAGCCAUGAAAACACACUGUCUAAACAACGGAGUUACGGACAUUUCCAUGCCCAAGAUCGGGUGUGGACUUGACCGCUUGGAUUGGGAUAAAGUUUCAGCAAUACUUGGGGAGGUGUUUGAAGACACAGAUAUAAAGAUUACGGUUUACUCUCUGUGAGCAAGAGAGUUCAAAGAUGGCCUCGUUUCCCUUGCUUUCAGGAAUGGCAACUUCUUAACUUGAUGAGGGGGGGAAACUGCAUGCUGAGCACAUUCUUCUGAGCAUAGCUCACUCUGUGUUGGCAGUGGCAGUGGCUUAAUAGGAAAACAAAAAGAACAAAAGCCCCAGAGCAGCUAAUUUAGGAUGCUAUGUUUAGGGAGCCUGUGUUGAAACCUCAGGGAGUUCCUGGUCUGUCCCAGGAAGCCACCAGAUGUCACUGGUCCUCCACAGAGCACCUGGCUGCGCCCUGGAGCUUCUGUUGAAAGCAGCCGGUUCCUGUGCAGAGUGAAAUCGGAGCUGCCUGCUGCUGCUUAGGUAUUAGCUGAUUUGUUCUGGUUCGUAACGAUGAGCUGUGGAGCCCUGCCAUUUCUGUUUCUUUAAAGUUUUGCUGUGUUCACAUAUAGUAUAAUUACACGAGAUUAAAAAUUAAUUUUUUA